Homalodisca vitripennis (glassy-winged sharpshooter) is the source of this 1014-nucleotide messenger RNA. RefSeq names its product probable peptidyl-tRNA hydrolase 2. The transcript has 4 exons. Gene Ontology annotation, molecular function: peptidyl-tRNA hydrolase activity; protein binding. Bases 445 to 990 code for a protein of 181 amino acids. NCBI's taxonomy places the organism in Eukaryota, Metazoa, Arthropoda, Insecta, Hemiptera, Cicadellidae. Gene Ontology annotation, cellular component: cytosol; mitochondrion. The record is from RefSeq and is a predicted model, not a curated record.
AUUAUUUCCAACGGUUCAACCAUUACAAAAGCAAGCAUAAUAAUUUAUAGUAAUGAUUGUAGUGUAAUACUUUGAUUUUAAAUAGUACUGUAGGUUUGCACUACGAUAUUAGUAGUUUUUUAGCGAUUUAAAUAAAUUUGCAAGUAGUGAUGUAACUUGCAGGUAAUAUCAAGUUAACUGAUAUGAAAUAUUAUUAUUAUUUCAAUUGGCAACAGUGAUCCUGAUGUUUACUUGUAUAGCCACCCAGCAUUAAUCAAGUCAUCAAGUAUGAUUGUAAUGCAUUGAACCCGCAUUCUAGCGGUUUGUACUAGUUGUUAAUGGAAGCAUUGGAUUUGAGAUUAGAUCCUAACCUAUCAGACUAAACAUUUUUGUUGAAGGGUUAUACUGAUAAAACUGCUGUGUUUACAUUAAAUUUUACCGCUACCUUUACAUUUUUAGCAAGAUAUGGAAGAUAGUUUGCAGGAAACUACUGACACUAGCCUUCAAGUUUUAAUGGACAUGGGAUUUUCAAGAGAGGAAUCUGAAGAGGCUUUGGUGAAGAAUGGCUAUUCGGUGGAAUUAGCAGCAGCUUAUUUAUUAAAUCUCAGUGAAGAAGUAGCAGAAGAAUGGGAAGAUGUUGACGAAGGUUAUAAAAUGGUAUUUGUUGUAAACUCAGAUCUAAAAAUGAGUAUUGGGAAAACAGCAGCACAGGUUGCUCAUGGAUGUCUUGGUUUGUACAGGGAGAUUGAACUUGGAUCACAUCAAGAAUCAAGAGAUGAUUUGGUUGCUUGGCUUGAUGAGGGACAGAAAAAGAUUGUUCUGAGUGGGAAAAAAAACACUGAUGCACUGGUGAAGUUGUGCACUAAAGCAAAAGAUUUUGGGAUCCCCUCACACCUAGUCAAGGAUGCAGGACACACUGAAGUAGCUGCAGGGUCCACUACAGUCCUCGCUUUGUUUGGGUCAGAAGAAACUGUUAACAAAGUUACGGGUUCUUUAAGGUUAUUAAAAUGAACUAUAAUAUAGUUUUCCUGUUUA